CAGUGUUCAGUUUUGAUUUCUUAAAAUUAAGGGUGUGAGUUCUCUUCUCUAAUGGCUGCUCUAGCUUUUGUGAGAUUAUAAUUUGUGAGUAACUUGGUGUGAUUAGAUAAUCUUGUCUGGGUAUUUAGGAAUGCAUUUAUUGUGUUUUUUUUUUGUUGCAGUGAACAAAUUUAUGGGUCUUGACCAAAUUUGCUAGAUGCAGCAAAUAAAACUUGUAAUUAACAUACUGAAUUACAUUCAUAAUAUUGGGUAAUUCUCAUAAGAUCUUUUUUUUUAAGUAAACCAUAUCCAACAAUUAUGAGAAGAAGAAAAAAUCUAAAAUGAAGAGAAAGUAAUGAAAAGUUGUUCCGAGUCCUGAGUCCCUGAUUAAAUACUCAUCAUCUUUUGUUUGAAGUAGCAGCCGACCACACCACCAUCACACCAUUACAGUCCAUUUGCUCUCAAUCUGCAACAUCUGAGAUGGAUGCGAAGAAUGUAGACAUUGACGAUCAUGCUUCUUGGCCUGAGGCUAUUGAAUCACAUUAUAUUGGUCUUUUGUAUGAAGAGGCUAAAAAAGGAUUACAAACAACAACCUUGGACAAAAAAGGAUGGCUAAAAAUAGAAAAUGACAUAUUUAAUUCUUUUGGAAAGAGAUAUAAAACGCCUCAAUUGAAAUCCAAUUUCAAUCGGUUGAGAAAGGCACAUCGAGAAUUUUCUCAUCUUUUGGAACAAACUGGUAUGGGAUGGGAUACUCAAACAAAAACUGUUACAGCAAGUGAUGAAGUAUGGGACACUUAUCUAAAGAAAUAUCCAAAUGCUAAGAGAUUUCGAAAAAAAGGAUUGCAACAUUAUGAGAUGCUUGGAGAAAUAUUCAAUAAUACAACAGCCACUGGUGGUAUGAGUUAUGCAUCCACUCAACUUCCGCCUUCUUCAGUUGAGGAACGCCAACAAGAGCGUCAUUUUGUUGGCACUGGAGCACAUGUUGAUAUUGAUCUUGAAUUUGAUGGUGAUAAUUAUGGAGAGGAAGAAGAAGUUACUGGUGUAUGUCGUCGAGCUACUUCUGCUCCACCAGAUGCACCAAAACCAAAAGAGAAAAAGAACAAAGGGGCUAAUUCUGCCUUCGACCAAGUGAUGGGAGAACUUGCAAAAAGUAUUUCUGCUAAGACUGAGGCAUCAUUAACACAGAGUGAGACUAUGCGUAAGUAUUAUGAAUCGAGAGAAAAAAGAAUUAGUGAGGAAACCAGCAAUGUCACUAAUUCUUACAAUGUGGAAGAUUGUCAAAGCAUUCUUGAUGGUAUUCCAGAUCUGGAUAACAAAAUAUACCUCAAAGCGUUGCAUGAGUUUGUAGCAACCCCAGAAUGGCACGGAAUAUUCAUGAGAAUGAAUGAGGAGCGUCGACGUGCUUAUCUUGAUUCAUUGUUGGAGUGAUUUAAUAUUGUUUAUUUAUUAUGACUUUGUCUGUUAUGAACUACCAAACCAUGAACUUUGUCUGUUAUGACUUUAUCUUAGAUAAUGUGUAAUGAACUUGACUUGGUGUUUA
Molecule: messenger RNA, 1519 nt
Organism: Humulus lupulus (European hop)
Lineage: Eukaryota; Viridiplantae; Streptophyta; Magnoliopsida; Rosales; Cannabaceae
Exons: 3
Coding region: 460-1407 (315 amino acids)
Source: RefSeq, a predicted model, not a curated record